CCGCCCCCCACCCCACGUGGUUGGAGGUUUCCAGAAGCGCUACCGCCGUCUCGCUGCGCAGCUCCUGUCCGUCCGGUCGCGUGUUGCCCUCGAUACUUCCACCGUCCAGCCGCCAUGAUAAGUGCCAGCCGAGCCGCGGCAGCUCGUCUUGUCGGCGCGGCAGCCUCCCGGGGCCCCACAGCCGCCCGCCACAAGGAUGGAUGGAAUGGCCUUAGUCAUGAGGCUUUUAGAAUUGUUUCAAGGCGGGACUAUGCAUCAGAAGCAAUCAAGGGAGCAGUUGUCGGUAUUGAUUUGGGUACUACCAACUCCUGUGUGGCAGUUAUGGAAGGUAAACAAGCAAAGGUGCUAGAGAAUGCUGAAGGUGCAAGAACCACCCCUUCAGUUGUGGCCUUUACAUCAGAUGGUGAGCGACUUGUUGGCAUGCCAGCCAAGAGACAGGCUGUCACCAACCCAAACAACACAUUCUAUGCCACCAAGCGUCUCAUUGGCCGGCGAUAUGAUGACCCUGAAGUACAGAAAGACAUUAAAAAUGUGCCCUUUAAAAUUGUCCGUGCCUCCAAUGGAGAUGCCUGGGUUGAAGCUCAUGGAAAACUCUAUUCUCCAAGUCAGAUUGGAGCAUUUGUGUUGAUGAAGAUGAAAGAGACUGCAGAAAAUUACCUUGGGCAUACAGCAAAAAAUGCUGUGAUCACUGUUCCAGCUUAUUUCAAUGACUCUCAGAGACAGGCCACUAAGGAUGCUGGCCAGAUAUCUGGACUAAAUGUGCUUCGAGUAAUUAAUGAACCCACAGCUGCUGCGCUGGCCUAUGGUCUAGAUAAAUCAGAAGACAAGAUCAUUGCUGUAUAUGAUUUAGGUGGUGGGACUUUUGAUAUUUCUAUUCUGGAGAUUCAGAAAGGAGUGUUUGAGGUGAAGUCCACCAAUGGAGAUACAUUCUUAGGUGGUGAGGACUUUGACCAGGCCUUGCUACGACACAUUGUGAAGGAGUUCAAAAGAGAGACAGGGGUUGAUUUAACCAAAGACAACAUGGCACUUCAGAGGGUUCGAGAAGCUGCUGAGAAGGCUAAGUGUGAACUCUCCUCAUCUGUGCAGACCGACAUUAAUUUGCCAUAUCUAACUAUGGAUGCUUCUGGACCCAAGCAUUUGAAUAUGAAGCUGACACGGGCUCAGUUUGAAGGCAUUGUCACUGAUCUAAUCAGGAGAACCAUUGCUCCAUGCCAAAAAGCCAUGCAAGAUGCAGAAGUCAGCAAGAGUGACAUUGGAGAAGUGAUUCUUGUUGGUGGCAUGACUAGGAUGCCCAAGGUUCAGCAGACUGUACAGGAUCUCUUUGGCCGAGCCCCAAGCAAAGCUGUCAAUCCUGAUGAGGCUGUGGCCAUCGGAGCUGCCAUUCAGGGAGGUGUGUUAGCUGGUGAUGUCACAGAUGUGCUGCUCCUGGAUGUCACUCCUCUGUCUCUGGGUAUUGAGACUCUGGGAGGUGUUUUUACCAAACUUAUCAACAGAAACACCACUAUUCCAACCAAGAAAAGCCAGGUGUUUUCUACAGCUGCUGAUGGUCAAACUCAAGUGGAGAUUAAAGUGUGUCAGGGUGAAAGAGAGAUGGCUGGAGACAACAAACUUCUUGGACAAUUUACUUUGAUUGGAAUUCCCCCAGCCCCUCGUGGAGUCCCUCAGAUUGAAGUUACAUUUGACAUUGAUGCCAAUGGGAUUGUACAUGUUUCAGCCAAAGAUAAGGGUACAGGACGCGAGCAGCAGAUUGUGAUUCAGUCUUCCGGUGGGUUAAGCAAAGAUGAUAUUGAAAAUAUGGUUAAAAAUGCAGAAAAGUAUGCUGAGGAAGACCGGCGAAAGAAGGAACGGGUUGAAGCAGUUAAUAUGGCUGAAGGAAUCAUUCAUGACACAGAAACAAAAAUGGAAGAAUUCAAGGACCAAUUGCCUGCUGAGGAAUGCAACAAGCUGAAAGAAGAGAUUUCCAAAAUGAGGGAACUUUUGGCUCGAAAAGACAGUGAAACAGGAGAAAACAUAAGGCAGGCAGCAUCUUCCCUUCAGCAAGCAUCACUGAAGCUCUUUGAAAUGGCAUACAAAAAGAUGGCAUCUGAGCGAGAAGGCUCUGGAAAUUCUGGCAGUGGGGAACAAAAGGAAGAUCAAAAGGAGGAAAAACAGUAAUGCCAAACUUUGGAGUCGAAAUAUGAUGCUUGGGAGUGAAGGGACUUCUGAGCAGAAAUGGGCAAACUUCAAUCUUUUACUGUGUUUUUGCAGUAUUCUAUAUAUAAUUUCCUUAAUAUGUAAAUUUAGUGACCAUAAGCUAAUGAUCAUUUAAUGAGAAUUUCAACCGUACAAAAUUCAGAGUACUCUGUAGUCAUUUAUCAUCUGCAUGUAAAGGGAGGGGAAGAUUUGUUGAUCAUUAUAAAAACAAUGUUUUGUGCUUUAGUAGCUGUAUUUUCAAGAGGUGAAACCAUACCAUUUCUGAGAACGCUGAAGGUAGUCGGCCACACACCUGGAAUGAGACCAUAUGGGGAUGAGAUCUUCUAGUGAAUUAAGAACUACUACACCAGCCUAUGUGUACAUGGGAUUCUUCAUGAAACUGAGGCCUUACAAGGCAAGCCAGCAGUGCCAUGUUGGAGGGUAGGGCAGGAGUAGCUAGAUCAACAGAAAAAUAGCUGUUACGUACAGCUUUGUAUUUUUAAAGGUAAUAGGGCUCCCUGACUUUCCUAAGGCAUAUUUUUCUAGCUGCCUUCUGGCCUGUGUCUGGCUUCCUUGUUGAUGGCUUUUUUUGAUCAUUUUGUUUUUUUUUUUUUUUUUUUUUUUUUUUUUUAAUAAAUCUGAAAAAGUAUCUUGAUCUCUUGUUUGUGAGAAGUGAGGCUCUGAGAUUUAGCUUCAGGAAUAGGACAUGAAUACUUCCCCAAGUUCUCUGACCUAAAGCCAUUCGAGUGGAAUACAGGAUUUUCUAACAUCAGCUGAAAAUACAAAUUCAGGAUUUGGAAGGGCUGGUUGAUGAAAUAAUAUGCAUUAAUUACCAAGAACAAGUCCAUCAGGAACUGAUGCUUCCAACAUUUCUCCUGUUUAAUCUUGAGUGAGUUGCCUUGUCCCAUAUCCUGUCAUGUAGUUGCAAUUACAUGCGGACACCUUCAGAAGAAGGGUGAAUAUCUUUCCUAUUUAUUUAAAUGUGAAGAAUUCUUUCCAAAAGUUUUCCAGCAGAUCCCCCCCCCCCUUUUCAUGGAUUACUGCCAUAUACUGUGCUCAAAGGAAUCUACUGUUCAAGAACAUGGGCUUAGAUCCUGUUAGAUGUAAUGCCUCCUUUUAUUUUGUGAUAUCUAGAAAUUGCUGUACAAUUAAGUCAGUAUAGUUAGUGCUUUAAUGUGAAGGAGAUUGUUUACACAGUAAUUACAUUCCUGGAAACUUUAAGUGUUCCUUAACACCCAUGUAAACACUUGUGGAGAUUCCUAUGAAAAAUAAAUCCUAGGCUCAAAUUUUCAGCUACAUGAAUACUUGGGAACCUUGUGGGAUGCACAGUAACUCUUUGUAAAAGAUUAUUUUUUGACAUAUUGUAGCAUCUUUUGUCAGCCUUUCCCCACUGAAUGCCUCUAGAGUAUCCUAAUCAUUGUGAUAAUAAGCACCCCCGCCUCCAAGGACUUCUAAAGCACCCCAGUUAUAAACCAGUGCCUUUUUAUUACAGAUUCAUCCUUGCUAUCAGGUAAAACUGCUGCUUGGAAAGGUACUCAAAUAACAUCUCAAGCUACCCCAUGUGUAGUGAACACAUGGGACAGUAUUUCAGUUACCUACCAGUAAAAAUGAUAGUGGUCCAGACAACCUUGAAAGACAAAGUUUUUUUAUUUUUCAGAUCCAUUGUCCCUUCUGUAGUGACAACUGCUUGCUUGGGCACCAAAGGACUUCUUUACCUUGCUAAGAGGUCUUCCCAGUUAAAUAAGCUGCUUAUAGAUGCCUAAACAAAGUCGUCAAAUCUUAGUCAUUGCCCCAAGUACACCCAGAACCAUCCUCCUACCACUGAGUGUAAUUUACUGGUUAGUAGUUUUCCCCAUUUAAAAUCACACCCUUGGGGCAGCCUGGGUGGCUCAGUUUAGCACCGCCUUUGGCCCAUGGCAUGAUCCUGGACACCCGGGAUCUGGUCCCAUGUCAGGCUCCCUGCAUGGAGCCUGCUUCUGCCUCUCUGUCUCUCAUGAAUAAAUAAAGUCUUUUUAAAAAAUAAAGUCACACCCUUGCCACUGGUGAUUUCCCACUGUAGUCCUCAAAUCAAAAGUAAUACGUGGCAUUUCCAGGUGCCUGAGUGUCACUUAAGGCUCAGGUCAUGAUUUCAGGGUUGUAGGAUCAAACCCUAAGCCCAGUAGGCUCUGCUCAGUGGGAAGUCUGCAUGAGAUCCCCUACCUCUGCCUACCAUCUCCCCUUACACACAUGCACACCCUGUCAAAUAUUUUAUUUUUUUUUUUAAUUUUAUUCAUUUAUCCAUGAGAGACACAGAGAGAGAGAGACAGGCAGAUGGAGAAGCAGGCUCCAUGCAAGGAGCCUGAUGUGGGACUCGAUUCAGGGUCUCCAGGAUCACACCCUGGGCUGCAGGCGGCGCUAAACCGCUGUGCCACCGGGGCCGCCCCCUGUCAAAUCUUUUAAAAACCAUGUGGCAUCUGUCCUUUUAGGUAAUAAUAGUUUCUUUACUUUUUUAGGACACUGAUUUUUGAGUAUAGGCCAUUUCAUUUAUAGAAUGGCCCUUUGUAUUCACCUGAUGAUUUCCUUGAGUUCGGAGUCCUGUACGUAGUAUUGGUAGAAAUACCACAUAGGCGUUAGGUGUAUCGAUAUAUUCAUUACCAGGGAGGAUAAACUGCUAUGCUCCACGCCUGUUCGUUAUGAAACUACUUUUAAUAAGUUUUUACGGUGGCUUGAUUUUCAGUAUAACAUUUACACUAGAGAUUCCAUAGCAAGAAGAAACUUUAAGAAUAAAAGUGAAUUCUUAUAGAUGGCACAUGAGAUAGAAUGAAGGGACGAGCCAGAUUUUGGAAACUCAGAUACCACCGUGACUGCUUUGUAAGAGCUAUGUCUCCUCUAGUAUCAGAACAACGAAACGGGUGAAAGCUUUAGAUAGAGGAACUAUAGGGUGACCUACAUUAAUCUGUACAGCAUGGAGGUAAUUUAGCAAUUACAGAACCACUGAAACAGCCAUUUCCAUAGGUUAAAAAACACUGAAUAUCAACAAUUUGAUAUGGUUAAGCCUAAUACAAUGUACCAUCCUCAAACCCAUUUCUGCUGCAGCACAGUCAGGAAGCUGAAAUUUGGGGGGAAGGGUGGAGAAGAGUCUUAAGCAGGCUCAAACACAGAACCCAAUGCUGGCCUUGAGCUCAUGACCCUGGGAUCUUAGCUGAAAUCAGAGUUGGAUGCUUGACUGAUGGCCACCCAGGUGCUCCAAGAAGCAGAAAUUUUGACUCUAAAGAGAACUGGCAGCUGAAUCAGCCUUUAAUAAUUAUGAGCUUCAAGUUUGAGAUCAGGCAACAGGAAAGGAACAUUGCUACCUAGGACAAAUGGGCUGGCUCAGUGGCAAAGCAUACAACCAUGAUCUAGGGGUCAUGAGUUUGAGCCCCACACUGGGUGUGGAGCCUAGUUAAAAAUGAGAAAAAGUUCAACCUAAAUCACAGGUUCUUUUUUUUUUUUUUUUUAAAUCACAGGUUCUUAAACAGGUUCGUUCUUGUACUCCUGACCCAACAGGUGGAGGUUUGAAGUAAUAGGGAAACAGGGAGUCCACAUGAGUGACUUCUGGGAGUCCAUAAAACACUAAUUCUAGAAUUCAAUAUAUUUCUGAAGAAAUGGUCUGUUGCUUUUACUGAUUUCUUGGGAACCUGACCAAAAUGGGUUAAGACCAUUGCUUUCCUCGAUGGGAACUCAUUCCACCUUUACUGGUCUAGCUUAAUAAAUUCGAGACCUACUCCUCUGGUCCAUGUCCCCCUUGCAUUUGCCAGUUCAUCAAUUUUGCUUUUGUAUUUCUUAAGCAUCCUUAUCCAUCUUCAUUAAGCCUUAACCACACUGGCUGUGUACUCAUAAUUUUACUCUAAUAUUUCUAAAAGGAUUAUUAUAAAAAAAAAUCAUGAUCACAUAAAAAAACGUGAGCAACUCUUUAAUAGCAACCAAAUGUCCAAAUUUACCCAUUUCACAACUUUAAGAGCUUAUUUUAAGUAAUUUCUACACCCAAUGUGGGGCUCAAACCCUGAGAUCAAGAUUCACAUGCUGUACCUACUAAACCAGCUGGACGCCUGGUUCACAGCUUUUUGAAAUGUUAAACCAGAAACCAAAUAAAGGCUACAUC
This is a messenger RNA of Canis lupus familiaris (dog), 6292 nucleotides long. It is a transcript of the gene HSPA9, whose product is annotated as heat shock protein family A (Hsp70) member 9. Gene Ontology annotation, cellular component: mitochondrion; cytoplasm. Lineage: Eukaryota; Metazoa; Chordata; Mammalia; Carnivora; Canidae. The record is from RefSeq and is a predicted model, not a curated record. The transcript is spliced from 17 exons. Gene Ontology annotation, biological process: protein refolding; cellular response to unfolded protein. Bases 115 to 2154 code for a protein of 679 amino acids. Gene Ontology annotation, molecular function: misfolded protein binding; ATP-dependent protein folding chaperone; ATP binding.